GCAGCCAGCGAUGGCAGCAAGCCAGGAAGCGUCAUCGGCUCCCGGCAUCGAUGCGAGGAAGUUUUACAGGCGCUCAUGCGCGCCCGAAGUUUCGGAGCCGGUCACGGGCGUGCUACGAGGAGAGCUGCCCGAUUGGCUACAAGGUCGGCUUUUACGGAACGGUCCAGGCCUGUCUUCGAUUGGCCCCGAUCACUACAACCACGCAUUCGACGGCCCCGCUCUGUUGAGGCAGUUCACAAUCGAGAAUGGCCGAGUGCUUUACCAGAACCGCUUCCUGCGAAGCGAAGCAUACGUACGCAACCGGAGGGCCAACAGAAUCGUUGUCUCCGAGUUUGGAACCGUGGCGCAUCCUGACCCUUGUGCCACCGUAUUCGAGCUGUUGGCGUCGUACUUCUCCGUGAACUUGACGGACAACGCUUUGGUGAACGUGAUGCCCGUGGGAGACGAGGUGUACGCCAUUACGGAGACACCUCAUAUGACUCGUGUGGACCCUGCGUCGUUGGAGACUCUGGAGAAGAAAACCUUGAGAGAUUUGGUGGCCGUGCACAUGGCCACCGCCCACCCACAUUUGGACCCUGAUGACGGUGCUACGUACAAUAUCGGUACGCACGUUGGUGCGCGUAAUUCCUUCGUGCUUGUGCACUUUCCUCCCGGUGGAUCCGAAAACUCGGUGGACCGUGUCAGAGCCGUAGGCACGAUACCGUUGCAAUCUCGGAUAUCUGUGCCGUACAUCCACAGCUUCGGAAUGACCGAAAAGUGGGUGGUAGUGCUGGAGCAGUCUCUUUCCAUGCACCUGCCUUCCAUGUUCGCGUCGAGGUACCUGGGCUACACGGCCUACAUGAACGCCCUGAAGUUUGAUGCCAAGAAGAACGUCCGCUUUCACGUAAUCAACAAGAAGACGGGAGAGCUUCACCCCGCCGUGUUUGAGUCUGCCGCAUUUUUCACUUUCCACCACAUCAACGCCUUCGAACAGGAUGACGAACUCGUGGUCGACUUAAUAAGUUUCGACGACGACAGCAUCAUCCGGAGCCUCGACUACACGGUGGAGAAGCCCAUCGUGUUCAAGAUGGGACACAUGCACCGUUUUUCGCUGCCUCUGAAUCGAGGCCCGGGCGAGCGUGCGAUCAUCGAGUCUCGGGAACUAGCCAAGGGCAAGCUGCGCGGGGAACUUCCUAGAAUCAACCACGGUCGUAACGGGAAACUAUACAAGUAUAGUUACAGCCUCAGCAACGUCGAUGACGAAGAACACAGGGCGUUCGUCUCCAAACUUGAUGUCACAACGGGCGAUUGGAUGCGCUGGGAAAGAGAAGGAUGGUUCCCCUCAGAACCUGUCUUCGUAGCGCGUCCAGGCGCUGUUGAGGAAGACGAUGGUGUCAUCCUAAGCUCCCUUCUGCACGAGGAGGACGAGAAGAAGCUCGCUCUGGUUGUAUUGGACGCGAAAACAUUCAAAGAACUGGCCCUUGCAGAGUUUGACUGCCCGUCCUCAAUUCCGGCUGAUUUUCACGGAUGGUUUCUUGAGCAGGAGGUGUAAGAAGCAUUUGAAACUGCAAUAUGUGAUUUCAUCAUAGUUUAGCCUUAUUUUAGGGUUAUAUAAGACACCUCGAUUCAUUCUGCGACGUGUUUACGAACAGCAACUUUGCGAAUACGCUGCUCAGUAGUCCAACAGGCUUAUGAGAAAGGCUGAGUAAAGGAUAUUGAAUACCAUCCGAACAACCAUUUUUAACUCACAUGUCGGAAAAGUGCACAAGGUAUAUGCUGUGUCUAUUUUAGUAACUCUGGGGCACUCUGCACCGCGGUUGACGCACAAAACAGUUUUGAAAAUUUUCUAUUUAGGAGCGUUGUACAUUUUAUUUUUCAUUAUUUUCAGAUCAAUAAAUUUCACUGCAAUAUAAUCAGCUGCAAAUUUGCGGACAUCGCAUUUUCUCUUCAAUUUUAGUCAUAUCGGCUAUCCCCGUUUGUUUUCUGAUCCACACAGCUCUGUUCCUGUCUCUUAACGUUAGGCCUAACAUUUUUCGUUCCAUCGCUCCUUGUGCGGUCCUUAACUUGUUCUCGAGCUUCUUUGUUAACCUCCAAGUUCCUCCCCACAAGUUAGCACCAACAGAAUUGAAUGAUUGAACAUUUUUUUUUUCAACAACAGUGGUAAGCUCCCAGUCAGGAUUUGGUAAUGCCUGCC
Molecule: messenger RNA, 2173 nt
Organism: Dermacentor silvarum
Lineage: Eukaryota; Metazoa; Arthropoda; Arachnida; Ixodida; Ixodidae
Product: beta,beta-carotene 15,15'-dioxygenase
Exons: 3
Coding region: 11-1531 (506 amino acids)
Biological process (GO): retinal metabolic process; carotene catabolic process
Molecular function (GO): carotenoid dioxygenase activity; beta-carotene 15,15'-dioxygenase activity
Source: RefSeq, a predicted model, not a curated record